GGUUUGGAUCUCCCCUUCCUCGGGACUGUAAGCCAUAGUAUUUGGCUGUGAGAGCCUGACUCUUAUCUCUCCUACCUCCUUGGACACCCCCACUCACCAAGUCAGCCAGUGGUGAGAGGUACAUGCUGAUGGUGAAGACACUGCAGAAGAGGCCCAACUGCUGAAGCCGGGCCUCAAGGUUGGGUACCAGGAGCCAAAAGUAGCUAUAACCCAGGAGAAGGACCCCUAGCAGGGUUGCAGUCUGUAGGAGCACAACACGCUGCAGGGGAGAGAGUAGCCUUACUUCCAGAUGUGCACUCUGACUUCCCUGCUAGAGUUAAUUCAUCCUGCCUUCUCCCAUGCUCCAAUGGGGAAGCCAAACUGUCUAGGCCUCUAGCACUGCACUGUCACAGCUUCUUUCCCACCACCAACUUGAUAGGAAAGUCUUAUCCACCCACAACACUGGAGACUUCUGGGGGAGAUAAAGAUGUGUUUUUUUCUGUAUGCUUGGCACACACAGUAGGAGCUUCAUAAAUGCUUGUGUGAUUGAGCAGGGAAGCAGAGCUAAUCAUCUCAUUCUCACCCACGGGCCCUGGCUCUAAAGAAGUAUCAGAGACAAAAGCCCUUUCCCCUUAGCUUAUUGGCUGAAGCCCAGGGUGGGCAGCAUAGGCAUCUCAGGCUAGGCAGAGCUACCAGCCUUGCCUAAAUGGGGGCAAUGUGUUAAUCUCAGAAGGCUGGCUUCAUAGAGGAAGGGAACCUGCAAGGCUGGAGAGGCCUUCCUGGAAAGGGUGGCAGUGCCAGCUGUUACAGUCUUCUAGGAAAUAGUGUUUGCCCUGCCAGCAAGGCAGGGCAUGCAGCAGAUAGGUGGGUCCAAGGGAGGGCCUCUACCUUCCGAGGGCAGUAAUGCAGAUAUGCCAAGAUAUACAGGGUCUGAAGCGCAGCACCCACUGUGUUGACGACGAUGAGGAUCCCGUCUCCCUUCAAAGCCCCAUAACUCAGCCAGCCCAGGUUGCUGCAGGGUGGAGGGGAUGGACAUGGCUCAAAGGGUUCAGUGUGAGAGAAGGACCCAAAGGUCUUUCACUCUUUUUUUUUUUUUUGAGACGUAGUCUCGCUCUGUCGCCCAGGCUGGAGUGCGUGGCGCGAUCUCGGCUCACUGCAAGCUCCGCCUCCCGGGUUCACGCCAUUCUCCUGCCUCAGCCUCCCGAGUAGCUGGGACUACAGGCGCCCAGCACCACGCCCGGCUAAUUUUUUGUAUUUUCAGUAGAGACGGGGUUUCACCGUGUUAGCCAGUAUGGUCUGGAUCGCCUGACCUCGUGAUCCGCCCGUCUCGGCCUCCCAAAGUGCAGGGAUUACAGGCGUGAGCCACCGCGCCCGGCCAAGCCUCUUUCACUCUUGCUCCUCCUGCCCCGCCCCCACCUCCCUCUGAUAGCCUUUCCCACUACCGCAGCCGUCGCCCCCUCACUUGACUUCCGUGGUGAGAAAGGGCAGGAACUGGACGUUGUCCACACUCCGGGUCAUUCGCAUGUGCCUGAGGUCCGAGCUGUAAUGGGGCCCCGAAGGGAGGGGUGAGGGGUGGGAAGGGAGAAGCAGAGUGCUUGAGGGGGAUGCCCAAUGCCUGUCAUCCUUUCCGGACCAGCGCAGACCCCGCACCCCCUCUCCUCCGCCAGCUACCCUGCCUUCUCCCUCAGGCCUAGUGACCAGCCUCGCCCUUGUACCCCGGUCCCCUCGACCCGAUCCCACUUUGAUCCUGGUUCCGGACGAGCGAGGUGCUGUGACCACGUCUCUGCCCGCUCUCUCUCCUUUCCUGACUGCCUAGUCCUCCCCAACCCAGCCAGGCCGCACUCUCACAGGCCGGCGGAGAACAUGCCAAGGGUGAAGACCACGCAUGCUCCGUAAACGAGCGAGUCCAGAAAGCCGCCCGCCUCCAUCACGACUAGAGUCGGAUCCCGCGUCCAGCGCCGGCCGCAAGCCUGCGGUUGCCGGGACCUACUGCAGCCCGGACCUGCGGCGCUGGAGCCCCGCUCCGCGCACUCGGCUCCGCCCCCGCGCGCUCGGCCCGUCCCUCCGGAAACUGCGUCGAAGCCCCACCCUCCCUCCGACCCCGAACCGGAACUCGCGCCCCUCUCCUCCGAGCGCCUGCCCAGUGCCCUGGUCCAGACCUCCUCCGUGUCCCGGCCCGUGCGCCUUCGGCGGUGGACCUCCAAACAGAAGCUUGCUAGUUUAACCAGACUUCAGCACGCUUUCCAUCCAGAGCUCCACAUCAGAACCCCAGUUGCGCAGGCUUUGGGAAGUUUUUUUCUGGAGUUUGCUGCCGAAGCCUUUUUUUCAAAAUAACACAUUGCCAGGAAUC
Molecule: messenger RNA, 2329 nt
Organism: Symphalangus syndactylus (siamang)
Lineage: Eukaryota; Metazoa; Chordata; Mammalia; Primates; Hylobatidae
Product: serine/arginine repetitive matrix protein 1-like
Source: RefSeq, a predicted model, not a curated record